Molecule: messenger RNA, 2354 nt
Organism: Peromyscus californicus insignis
Lineage: Eukaryota; Metazoa; Chordata; Mammalia; Rodentia; Cricetidae
Product: cytochrome b5 reductase 4
Exons: 17
Coding region: 151-1842 (563 amino acids)
Biological process (GO): generation of precursor metabolites and energy; superoxide metabolic process
Cellular component (GO): endoplasmic reticulum
Molecular function (GO): heme binding; oxidoreductase activity
Source: RefSeq, a predicted model, not a curated record
CGCCUGACCCUUGGCGACCCCGGAAGUGGGUCGGGGGCUUGGCCUCUGCCCGGCCGCGGAGCCGGAGCGGGCGGUGGUGGCCGCUGGGGUCCCGCCAGGCGAGCCUGUCUAGUGGCGGAGCCCGGAAGCGGCCCGGAUCGCGGGCCCAGGAUGCUGAACGUCCCUUCCCAGGCUUUCCCGGCCCCCGGCUCCCAGCAGCGCGUCGCCUCCCAGGGGCGCAGCAAGGUACCUUUAAAGCAAGGUAGAAGUCUUAUGGACUGGAUUCGACUGACCAGAAGUGGAAAGGACUUAACCGGUCUGAAAGGCAGGUUAAUUGAUGUAACUGAAGAAGAGCUUAAGACCCACAACAAGAAAGACGACUGUUGGAUAUGCAUAAGAGGCCUUGUUUACAAUGUCAGCCCAUAUAUGGAGUAUCAUCCUGGCGGGGAGGAUGAACUUAUGAGAGCAGCAGGAGCAGACGGGACAGAUCUUUUUAAUGAGGUUCACCGUUGGGUCAAUUAUGAAUCCAUGCUGAAAGAGUGCCUGGUUGGCAGGAUGGCUAUGAAGCCUGCUGUUCCAAAAGACUGUCAUGAAGGAAAGAGAGUCUUAAAUGUAGAGCCCAGACCCCUUAAACUGAUGCCAGUCUCUGCUAGCACUUUGAGAGGGAGACGUUCUUUUGGACCACCUUACUUACUCUGCUCUAACUCAGACUUACUGCCGUGUUCCCAGAAGGAUGGGUGCAUGCUUCCCAAGAGUCAAGUGACAGAUACACUGCCCAAGGAAGGCCCUAGUUCUCCAAGCUAUGACUGGUUCCAAACGGAGUCCUCAGUCACCAUUGUUAUAUACACCAAACAAAAGAAUAUCAAUUUAGACUCAGUAGUCGUUGACCUCCAGGAUGACAUCUUGAGAGCAGAACUGGCAGUUAUCAAGGAUCAUUCUUAUCUUAUACAUAUUGAGCUAAGCCAUGAAGUUCAAGAAAAUUUUUCUGUACGGGCCAUUGAGAAUGUUGGAAAAGUAGAUAUUGUCCUACAAAAGAGAGAAAACAUUUCUUGGAAAUGUCUUGGUCAUCCCUUAGAGAAGCAUGAUUCCUUUAUUCCAAAGAAAGAUACAGGUUUGUACUAUAGAAAGUGCCAAUUAAUUUCCAAGGAAGAUGUUACUCAUGAUACAAGGCUUUUCUGUCUGAUGCUGCCUCCAAGUACUCACCUUCAGGUGCCAGUUGGGCAACAUGUUUACCUCAAGCUCAGUGUCACAGGUGCAGAAAUAGUAAAGCCAUAUACACCCGUGUCUGAGUCCUUACUCUCAGACUUUAAAGAACCAGUUCUUCCCCCAAAUAAAUACAUCUACUUUUUGAUCAAAAUCUAUCCUGAUGGACUCUUCACACCAGAACUUGAUCGUCUUCAGAUCGGAGAUUUUGUUUCUGUAAGCAGUCCUGAGGGCAAUUUUAAAGUAUCUAAACUCCAGGAUGUAGAAGAUCUCUUUUUGUUGGCAGCUGGAACAGGCUUCACGCCAAUGGUUAAUGUACUCAAUUACGCUUUGACUUCCAUGUCCAGCCUCAGGAAGGUGAAGUUGAUGUUCUUCAAUAAAACAGAGGACGAUAUAAUUUGGAGAUGCCAACUAGAGAAAUUAGCACUUAAAGAUAAAAGAGUUGAUGUUGAAUUUGUCCUCUCAGCACCUUCUUCAGAGUGGAGUGGCAAACAGGGACACGUGUCACCAGCUCUUCUCUCUGAAUUUUUGCAAAGAAGUUCAGAGAACUCCAGAGUCUUCCUUUGCAUCUGUGGACCAACACCAUUUACAGAUGAGGGCAUAAGGUUGCUGCAUGAUCUUAACUUUUCCACUGAUGAGAUCCAUGGUUUUACAGCAUAACGAAAAGCUGCCAUUGUCUUUUAUUCAACUAGUUUAUAUUUGUGAUUGCCUAGGAUUUUUUUAAAAGAAGUUUUGUAUGUACGAAAGGUUAACCAGGCUUCCAUUUCUGGAAUGAAGUCAUGUGUCUUCAGUACAGGUAACUUGGUUAGUUUUGUACCGUGACUUAUUUGACUCCUGAUGCCCGACCUGGAAUGUCAAUCAUGGCAGCAGGUGCAUACAAGAGCCUUUGUUAUGAACUGCAAGUUUUCCUUACCACUGCAAUUGUAUCACUGUUCUGCAGUAAACACCUGUAUUUUAUGACAUGAUAGCAAUCAUUUGAUCACUUUCUAUGCUGCAAGAUGUCUUCUGAGCAAUAUAGAUUAAAUUUUACACUGCACUGUUUACUCAGGAAUUGUUGGUGUAUGUCCUUAUUAAUCUUAAAACAUGGAAUGCUGUAACUAUUGGUGAUCCACUUCUGUGGAUGUCCAUGGCAUUGAUACAGAGUAGAAUAAAAUUAUUCUCUCAUAUUUUGA